Messenger RNA from Trachymyrmex septentrionalis, 1446 nucleotides. It is a transcript of the gene NLG-3, whose product is annotated as neuroligin-1-like. Bases 1 to 1446 code for a protein of 481 amino acids. Gene Ontology annotation, molecular function: neurexin family protein binding; signaling receptor activity. NCBI's taxonomy places the organism in Eukaryota, Metazoa, Arthropoda, Insecta, Hymenoptera, Formicidae. The record is from RefSeq and is a predicted model, not a curated record. The transcript is spliced from 9 exons. Gene Ontology annotation, biological process: presynaptic membrane assembly; neuron cell-cell adhesion; postsynaptic membrane assembly. Gene Ontology annotation, cellular component: postsynaptic membrane; synapse; cell surface.
AUGGCAGAAGUUUGCGAUCGUGCAGAAAUUCGUGAGAAAAGUGAAAGUGAUUUGGAGCUGGGUAAGGGCUUUAUGAGAGCGAGCGAAAGUGCUUCGGACUCAGCUGGCGCGAGGGACGGUGGCGGCAGAAGGUAUCCUGUGAUUGUGUUCGUGCAUGGCGAGAGCUACGAAUGGAGCAGCGGAAAUCCUUACGACGGCAGCGUCCUGGCAAGUUACGGGGGCGUCGUCGUCGUCACCAUCAACUAUAGACUCGGUAUUCUGGGCUUUCUAAAUGCCAACACAGACUCGCACUUACGCUCGCCAGCGAAUUACGGUCUGAUGGACCAGAUCGCAGCGUUACAUUGGGUACAGGAGAACAUCGCUUAUUUUGGGGGCGAUCCCAAAAACGUCACGCUGGUAGGACACGGCACCGGCGCCGCUUGCGUGAACUUCCUGAUGACCAGCCACGCGGUUCCUGAUGGUCUGCUGUUUCAUCGAGGCGUUCUGAUGUCAGGCAGCGCGCUUUCACCGUGGGCGUUAGUGAGAGGCGCCGCCAAUUACGCCAUGCAGGUCGCCAAACACCUAAAUUGUUCAUCGGUAGCGGAAGAUCCUCAGGCUCUGUUAAAAUGUCUGAGAGAUGUGUCUUUGAGUGAAUUGGUAUCGGUGCCUGUUAAAGGGCUGGAGUUCGCACCAGCUUUUGGCCCCAGUAUAGACGGCGUUAUAAUCGAUCCUGGCGAUCCCGAGGAUCAGGACUACACCCUGCAAGUCGACACGAUCAAUACGCUCAACAACAUCCUUCUGAGAAAGGACGUCGUCGCGAAACUGUCGAGGUACGAUUUGAUGGUGGGUGUUGUUCGUUCCGAGGCGUAUUUUUCGUUAACCGCCGACGACGCUCAGUACGGGAUUGAGGCUGAUAGGAGGACGAAGAUUCUGCGCGAAUUCGUGCGGAACACGUACACGUAUCACCAGCCGGAAAUUCUAGCAACUAUAAUAAACGAGUAUACGGAUUGGGAACGACCCGUGCAACAUCCCGUCAAUAUUAGGGACGAGACUCUCGAGGCCCUGGGGGACGCGAAUACAGUCGCUCCGGCAACGAGAACAGCGGAUCUUCACAGUCAAUCCCACAGAAACUCCUAUCUGUAUGUCUUCGACUAUCAAACGAAAUUCGGAGACUAUCCUCAGAGGCCGGGAUGUAUCCACGGGGAGGAGCUGCCAUAUUUUUUCGGAGCGCCCCUUGUUGGAGGUUUGUCUCAUUGGCCGAAGAACUAUACCAGAGCCGAGAUAGCGCUCUCCGAGAGUGUGAUACUCUAUUUGACAAACUUUGCACGUACCGGGAAUCCGAACGAGGGCACUCCUGAUCCUGGACCCCUCGGUUCCAGACCGGAAAGGACCAAGUUCAAAAAUAUCGACUGGACCGCUUAUGAGGCCGUCCAUAAAAAAUAUCUUAGCAUAGGUGAGUCUCUGUAA